UCCGGAAAAUGACAAUAUUUAUUAGAUAAGACCCAACACCAAAUCUGCAUUCAACAUUUUGUGGCAUUUCAUAAAUAAAUAAAUAAAAACCCAAAUUAUUGUUUUCCUCCAAAAAUUUAUUGAUUUUUUUUUUGUUUUGUUUUUAAAAUAGUGGGAAUCUGUAUGAAAUGAAGUAUGUGAAGAACAAACUUCAGCUUACCAACUUCAUUACAUUCGCAGAUGGAAGGCAAUCAUAAUUCCACCCCUAAGGAUUACUACAAAAUAUUGGAAGUUGAGUAUGAUGCAACUGAUGAGAAGAUCAGGUUAAAUUACCGAAAGCUUGCACUUAAGUGGCACCCUGAUAAGCACAAGGGUGACAGCUCCGUCACCGCAAAGUUCCAAGAGAUAAACGAAGCUUACAACGUGUUAAUCGACCCUGAUAAACGGUUCGAGUAUGAUAUUACUGGAAUAUACGAGAUCGAUAAGUAUACCUUACGAGAAUAUCUUGCCAGAUUUAAAGGGAUGAUUCUUACUUGCAACGGGCUCGGAAUCCCUCAUACAUCAAUAUGGACACAACAACUAAGAGAAACAAAUGAAUAUGCAGAUGAUGAAAAAGUUCAAUUAUUCGAACCUUUCUGGAAAAGUGUCAUCCAUCGGGAGUCAACGGACCCCUCAACCGGUCAAUAUUAUCUCCAGUUGGGAUUGCCUCUCGAUUCUAGAAAGAGCUCGAGUGCCUGAGGUGACAAGUUCAACAUAGCGAGGAUCAGGCCAGGUCGUGCAUGGCGCUCAAUCACCUACCAGGAGAAUGUGAGCACCCUCGUUUGGUAGGAUCUGAACUCUAGCACUUUGAAUGGCAAUGAUGGGCAAAUAUGUUACCACCUGAUCACUUGAGCUCUUCGUAGAGUUGGUCCAAAGAAUCUUCACACCCACCGUGCUUUUUUUUUUUCUUUUUUUUUCUUUUUUUUUUAAAUUUUAUAAAAGUGGUUAAUUUCCGUUUUGGCCCUUCUAAUAUGCUUAAAAUUAAUAUUUAAUCUUUAUAAUAAUUUCUAACAUAAUUUAGUCUUUAUAUUUAAUUUAAUGUAAUUAAUUAGUUCAAAUAAUUAAUAUUUGAAACUAUUGAAUUAAAA
Molecule: messenger RNA, 1106 nt
Organism: Gossypium raimondii (Peruvian cotton)
Lineage: Eukaryota; Viridiplantae; Streptophyta; Magnoliopsida; Malvales; Malvaceae
Exons: 7
Coding region: 220-717 (165 amino acids)
Cellular component (GO): cytoplasm; nucleus
Source: RefSeq, a predicted model, not a curated record